Python bivittatus (Burmese python) is the source of this 2390-nucleotide messenger RNA. It is a transcript of the gene CHFR, whose product is annotated as checkpoint with forkhead and ring finger domains. Gene Ontology annotation, molecular function: ubiquitin-protein transferase activity; protein binding. NCBI's taxonomy places the organism in Eukaryota, Metazoa, Chordata, Lepidosauria, Squamata, Pythonidae. The record is from RefSeq and is a predicted model, not a curated record. Gene Ontology annotation, cellular component: nucleus. Gene Ontology annotation, biological process: protein ubiquitination; mitotic cell cycle checkpoint signaling; ubiquitin-dependent protein catabolic process.
AUGUAAAGGCUUAUUAAAAAAACCAUAAGCAUAUCACACACACACACACACACACACUUCCUUGGAAAUCCUACUUUAAAAAACCUCCCAGUCCUGCUCCCCAAAAGCUCAUCUUUUCAACCACAUUUAAUAGGGCUUAGUUUCUUCUUAAUAUGCCCCGCACUGGAACUCAAAGGGAAACCUCUCCCGCAUCGACACAGCGCUCACCGGAUGUUUCCUCCCUUCCCUUGUUUCCCCUUCUUCAGAUGUGAGUGCAGAUGGCGCACAUGGACGUUGGAGGGAAGAUACAGCCGAUCCGACGGCCACAACCUUGGGGAAAACUGAUCCGGCUGGGGGUGGAACAAGCCGAGCCCCAUGUCUUGUUGCUGAAGAGGGAGUGGACGAUUGGAAGGAAGAAAGGUUGUGAUUUAUCUUUUCCCGGCAAUAAACUGGUAUCUGGGGAUCACUGUAAAAUAACAGUGGAUGAAAAAUCUGGUCAGGUUUCGCUGCAGGAUACCAGCACUAACGGAACAGUUAUUAAUAAACAGAAGGUGGUGAAGAAGCAGACUUGCCCUUUACAAACUGGAGAUGUGAUCUAUGUUGUUUACAGGAAAAAUGAGCCAGAAAACAACGUCGCAUACCUGUAUGAAUCUUUGCACCCCAAAAAGGAUGCAGCUAAUGAGCCAGGAGAAGCCAAGGUUGAAAGUGCAUGCCACACAACCAAAGAUACCUCAAGUACCAGAGAAAGUGAUGAUGGGACCUCAACGGCAUCACCACCACCAGCUUCUCAGACUAGCUAUGAAGAACCACAGCCAUCCACUUCAACGUCAAACCUCUUUGAAAUUCCUACCUCUCCCACCGAGUCCAUAUCCACUGAGAAGGCGAACCUCUCAAUAUCUGGAUCACAACCUUGCACCUUUACUUCUGCACCUGCUUUGCUUACCUUGGUACCAUCUGGACCAGAGGCAUUGCUUGAACUCAGGCAGCCUGUUGUAAAUACAGAAACUUCUGAUAUUUCUUUGAGGGACACAGAGAAAACAGCACUGGCCAUGCUAGAGCUUUCAGGCAGGGAAGAAAAAGAAGAUUCAUUCCAGCCUGCUAGGAAGAAAAUCAAAAGGGAUGGCAGUGCCAGCUCUGCCCUUCAAGUGAUCACUCCAGACGAAUGUGCAAUGAAAACUGACCCUGGAGAUGCCAGAUCAGCAACCAUGAAGCCAGACAAAAUGGGAGAAAGCCUGAGCUGCAUCAUCUGCCAAGAACUGCUUCAUGACUGUGUCAGUUUGCAGCCCUGCAUGCACACUUUCUGUGCUGCUUGCUACUCAGGGUGGAUGGAGCGCUCUUCUCUCUGUCCGACUUGCCGCUGUCCAGUGGAACGUAUUUGUAAAAACCAUAUUUUAAACAACUUGGUGGAAGCAUAUCUCAUCCAACACCCAGAUAAGUGUCGUAAUGAAGAAGAUAUCCGAAGUAUGGAUGCCCGGAACAAAAUCACUCAGGACAUGCUUCAGCCAAAGGUGCGAAGGUCCUUUUCGGAUGAAGAAGGCAGUUCAGAAGACCUGCUGGAUCUGUCAGAUGUGGACAGUGAAUCCUCUGAUAUUAGUCAGCCAUAUGUCUUAUGCCGGCAAUGUCCAGGUUAUCAUCGGCAAACUGUCCCACCUCUCGCCUCUCCAGAGCAGGAAGGGAAAACAGAACCUGGGCAGGUCCCUGGAGAUUCCCCAUCGACUUCUUCCAACUUUCCAACAGCAGUCCAGGAAUAUGUCUGCCCGUCUCAAGGAAGCCACGUGUUCUGCACUUGCUGUUUUCAGCCAAUGCCGGACCGCAGAGCAGAACGGGAACAGAAUCAGCACAUUGCCCCACAGCAGUGUACCAUUUGUCUGCAGCCCUUCUGUCAUCUGUACUGGGGAUGUGCUCGUGUGUCCUGCUUUGGCUGUUUAGCACCAUUCUGUGAAAUCAACCUUGGUGACAAAUGUUUAGACGGAGUUCUUAAUGGCAAUAACUAUGAAUCAGAUAUUCUAAAGGAUUACUUGCAAUCCAGGGGGUUGACCUGGAAAAACAUGCUGAGCGAAAGCCUCCUAGCUCUUCAAAAAGGAACUUUUAUUUUACCAGAUUACCGAAUCACGGGACAAACGGUGCUCUGUUACUUUUGCGGCCUCCGCACCUUCCGAGAACUUGCUUAUCAGUACAGGCAGAAUAUUCCUGUCGUGGAAUUACCAGCGGCUGUCACGUCGCGCCCCGACUGCUACUGGGGACGUAACUGUCGGACUCAGGUGAAAGCACACCACGCCAUGAAAUUCAAUCACAUUUGUGAACAAACACGAUUCAAAAACUGAAAAGGAUUCCCAGGGCAUUUUAACUGGUCUCAGUUCUUAUAGCCUGCAAGGAGGGAUGGGAAAAUUAAACCAGAAACGCUGAGUCUA